GUCAGUAUUACCGUUAGUAGGCCUCAUUCACGAAGCUGGUCUAUAACGGGUGUUUAAGGAAAUUGCCUAUAAAAUGGCGAUUAAAUGGGUAUCCACUCUUACCCACCACAUUCUUGACUAGUGGAGGGUCGUUAGACGAACGAGUAUGAUAGGACAGAAACCUUCCAUUAUAAGUAUAAUGAAGUACAAAGUAACUAAAUGCUUAUACAAAUUCCCAAAUCAUAGUUACAUUAGGCAAAAUGUGAAAUUGUAUGCUAAUCCAUGGGAUUACACUUCGUAGCCUUGUCAAACGUUAGUGGAGUGUGUGUGGUUAACCGACACACUAACUUGGGGAUGACAUUGGUGGCGAAGGGUGGCUCGUUGCUUAUCAUAGAUCAAUGGAGCGUGUGUGGCUAACCGGAACAUUCAUUUGGUGAUAGUAGCAUUGGGUGCACCACGUGAUUAGUAUGGUUAUUCACACCUUGUUUGUGAUCCUCGGCAUCCCAGUCACAAAUAGUAGGGCAUAAUCGAGAUUAAACAUGCCAUUGAAAAGUUCAAUGAAUCUCAAAAGAUCUAGGAGUUUCAAUUCAUUUAAAACUUAAACUUCCUUUUCCUUUUUCAUGGUGGAAAUUGGUAAAUCGUCAUUUACCUACCUUCAAAUAUUCUACGACUAGAUUAUGACAUCCCUCUUUUAGGUUGUAGAGUAUUCUGUUGGAUCCUAGCUUGAUGUUUCAUUUGGGUGUUACAUCAAGAAUUCUAAUCAACUUAACUUGAAUUUUCUCCCGUUUUGUAGAUGUCUAGUUUUGAUAGUCAUGGUAUUCCCAAAUCCCAUGGAACAAGCUUUCCAAAUGAAGAUGAUGUUCCACGACAUGAUCGAGGAACAAGAGAUCAUGCUUCACUUCCUCCACCUCCUCCAAUUGUUCUUCCUACCCCACAAGUUCAAAGGAUUGAAAAGUUCAAGCUCACUCAAGCCUUAUUGGCAAUUAAGCAUGAAGAUGGAACGUCUGUGUGUGCACAUGUCUUAGAGAUGAAGUCGCACAUUGAUAGGUUAAGGAUGUUGGGUGUCGAUAUCUUAGAAAUAUUGACCGUUGACUGGGUUCUUCAGUCACUUCCUGAAUCAUAUAGUGAGUUCGUUAGAGAGUACUAUAUGAUGGAUCACGACGUGACCCUCAUUGAUCUCACCUAUUUGCUUAUAGCUGCUAAAUCAGCAAUGAUUUGGCGUGUUGGUCAAGCAAAUUUGUCUGGUGAAUCAAACUCCCAAACUUCAAUGGACACAGGCAACAAUGGAAGUCCAGAAAGAACAAAGUUUGUUAUUGUCCAAUGUGUUGUACCAAAGGAGUCCAUUUGUUUUUAUUGCCAAGAGAAGGGGCAUUGGAGACGAAGCUGCGCAAACUACCUGAGAGAUCUAAGAGAUGGGAGAGUCAAGAUGUAUAGCUCUACUUCAGGAUCGAAGAAAAGAGAGGAAGCUUAUGGGAAGAAGUGAGUUGAAUCUAAUCAUGAAGAAAUGGAUUUCAAUCGCAUUGCUUGAAGAUUGGAUUCUUGAGCUACUACUUGGAGUUAGAAUAGAUUGCUAAGAAAUGUGUAAUGACAUAGUUUUUCAAUUGAAUUGCAUUGUAAGGACAAAUU
Lactuca sativa (garden lettuce) is the source of this 1605-nucleotide messenger RNA. RefSeq lists its product as uncharacterized. The record is from RefSeq and is a predicted model, not a curated record. Gene Ontology annotation, molecular function: nucleic acid binding; zinc ion binding. Lineage: Eukaryota; Viridiplantae; Streptophyta; Magnoliopsida; Asterales; Asteraceae.